Messenger RNA from Stegastes partitus (bicolor damselfish), 5588 nucleotides. Its product is annotated as eukaryotic translation initiation factor 4 gamma 1-like. The record is from RefSeq and is a predicted model, not a curated record. Gene Ontology annotation, cellular component: eukaryotic translation initiation factor 4F complex. The transcript has 25 exons. Lineage: Eukaryota; Metazoa; Chordata; Actinopteri; Pomacentridae. The annotation marks the transcript as partial. Gene Ontology annotation, molecular function: mRNA binding; translation initiation factor activity; protein binding.
CCGGGGCAUACUAUCCAGCUCAGCCACAGUACUCUCCAUCUGUCCAGCCUACACCGGUCAUGAUCAACCCCACCCAGCAACAGCAACAAGCCCCGCCUCCUCAGCAACCACCGGCACAGUCACAAGGCCCACCAAAGAGGGAACGCAAACCGAUAAGAAUACGAGACCCCAACCAGGGUGGCCGUGAUAUCACAGAGGAGAUCAUGUCAGGGGGAAGGUCAACCACGACACCCACUCCCCCACAGGCCUCCAUAACAGAUGUGAGUACUGCUCAGACCAAUGGGGAAGUUGUACAGCCUGUCACUGGAGUGACAAGAAGAGAUGAAAACGCAGAGCUCCCUGCUAGUGCUGAAACACCUCCACCUCCAGCUACAGCGAACACAGAGCCUGUGCUGGAGGCCAAAGAGGAAACGGACAGCCAAAUAGCACUGCCAACUGAGCAAGCCGCACAACCUGUAGCUGCUCCAGCUGCUACUGAGGUGCCAUCCCCAUUGAUAAAGGACCAGCAGCCUCCUCCUUCCCUCCCUGCUGGAGCAGCAUCUACCACGCCUCCUGCUGAGGAAGUAAAUAAAGUCACAGCUAGUGUUAGUGACACGGUUGAUGCCCCUGUUGGACCUUCAGCAUCAUUAGCAGCACAAGAGGUACAUAUGAAAACGGAAGAACCUCCGGCUGCUCCGGCUGUUAAGGCACCAGAAAAGGAAGAAAUGAAAGUGGAGGAAGUGAAGAAGUUGGAAAAAGAAGAGCAGGUGGCCAGCACUAAGUUGGAGCCUGCGAUUGAGGUUGCAGCAGCAGCAGCAACAGUUACCCUUGUCAACAUGGCAAAAGAAGAAACGACUGUAAAGACACCGUCUGAAGUUUCCCAGCCUCCCCCCUCUGUACAGGAACCUGCUGCUGCACCGACCCAGAACGCUGACCUGAGCUCUGCCCCCGAACCUGAGCCCACACCAGUUGAAACAGCAGAGCCUCUUCUCUCCAACGGCCUUCCUCAGGAGCCUGAAGAAUUGUCUGAGGAUAUGAAAUUUUCAGACACUACACCCCACAUUAAGCCCGACACUUCUCAAUCUCAGGAAUCCACACCUGUGGCUACAACAGCAACACCAGCCCAGGAGGAAGAGGAGCAGCAGCAGGAGGAGGAAGAGGAGGAGGAGAAGAAGAAAGAAGAGGAGCCGAAGAAGAAAAGUGAGGAUGCCCCUCCUGCCUCCAUUAGCUGCCCAGAGGAAUCUACUAUGCAAGCUGCUACGUCUGUGCCAAAGAAGAGGAAGAACAUGAAAGAGCUCAACAAGAAGGAGGCCAUUGGGGACCUCCUGGAUGCCUUCACAGAGGAGCAGGUCGUCAGUCCUGUUUCUGAACCCUCGUCCACUCAGGCCAGUCCUCCAGCUCCAGCUCCAGCUCCAGCUCCAGCUGAACCUCCUGCUGAAGUGGCUGAUGAGACCUGGGAGGAGAAGGAAGACAAGCAGAGCGCAGAACCAGACAGGCCUAAAGACACACCUGAGCCAACUGAGCAGAAAUACCAGUACAAAGAAGAACAAUGGAAGCCGAUAAACCCAGAGGAUAAGAAGCGGUACGACAGGGAGUUUCUCCUGGGCUUCCAGUUUAUCAGCGCCAGUAUGCACAAACCCGAGGGCUUGCCUAUCAUCAGUGACGUAGUCCUGGACAAGGCGAACAAGACUCCACUGCGGCCUGCUGAUCCAGCUCGGCUGAUGAGUGUCGGUCCUGACUUUACUCCUUCAUAUUUGGGGAAUCUGGGAAGCAGAUCAGUGGGAGGACCACGAGGCCCGCCUGCUGGACCUCGUCGCUCCCAACAGGGUCAGCGGAAAGAGCCCAGGAAAAUCAUCAGCAGUAUGUCCCUCAAUGACGACGUGCAGCUCAACAAGGCUGAGAAGGCCUGGAAGCCCUCAGUGAAGAAGCCCACUCGCGUCCGUGCCGAGGAGGAAGUGGAUGAAAGCGAUCCAGAACAGGCCAAGACUCAAGAUUUGUUCAAGCGUCUGCGCAGCAUCCUCAACAAGCUAACCCCGCAGAAGUUUCAGGAGCUGAUGAAGCAGGUGACGGACCUGAAAAUAGACACAGAGGAGAGGUUGAAGGGAGCCAUUGACCUCAUCUUUGAGAAGGCCAUCUCAGAGCCCAACUUCUCUGUGGCCUACGCCAACAUGUGCCGCUGCCUUAUGGGGUUGAAAGUCCCCACCUCAGACAAACCAGGAGUUUUUGCAAACUUCCGCAAACUGCUGCUCAACCGCUGCCAGAAAGAGUUUGAGAAGGACCAAGAUGAUGAUGAGAUCUUUGAGAAAAAGCAAAAGGAGUUGGAGGCUUCCAAAGAUGACGAGGAGCGUGAGCGCUUGAGGGUGGAGCUGGAAGAGGCCAGAGACAAGGCCCGACGUCGCUCACUGGGAAACAUAAAGUUUAUUGGUGAACUCUUCAAGCUGAAGAUGCUGACAGAAGCCAUCAUGCACGACUGUGUAGUGAAACUACUGAAGAAUCACGAUGAAGAGUCUCUUGAGUGUCUCUGCAGACUGCUCUCCACUAUUGGCAAAGACCUGGACUUUGAGAAGGCCAAGCCUCGUAUGGAUCAGUAUUUUAACCAGAUGGACAAAAUCAUCAAAGAGAGAAAGACCUCAUCCAGAAUCCGCUUCAUGUUGCAAGAUGUCCUGGACCUCAGAAGGAGUAACUGGGUGCCUCGUAGAGGAGACCAGGGUCCUAAAACAAUCGACCAGAUCCACAAGGAGGCAGAGAUGGAGGAGCACAGGGAACAUAUCAAAGUCCAGCAGCAGCUCUUGUCGAAGAAAGAAGGUGGAGGAGGAGGAGGAGGAGGAGGCGGAGGUGGAGGCAGGAUGGGAGGGAACAUGGGCGGCCGCGGCCCUCACACACCAGGAGGUGGCCGAAUUAGCCAACCUCAGGAUGAGGGGUGGAACACGGUGCCCAUCUCCAAGAACAGACCCAUCGACACUACCCGCCUCAGCAAGAUCACAAAGCCUGGUGCUCUGGACUUCAACAAUCAGCUGUUGGCUCCAGGUGGCAAAGGCAUGUGGGGUAGCUGGGGAAAAGGCAGCAGCGGAGGAAGUGGAGCUAAACCUGCAGGUGGAGAGCAAGACUCUGGGCGUCCGGCCACCAGCACUCUCAACCGCUUCUCUGCUCUGCAGCAGUCGGCCUCAAUGUUGUCGUCGACAGACUCUGAUCGCAGAGUUCCUCAGAGGUCAAGUUCUAGCCGCGAACGUGGCGGCGACAGAGACAGGAGCGAGCGGGAUCGGUUCGACAGAUUUGACCGCGGCGAGGGCCGGGAAGGGAACCAAAUCACCAAGAGAAGCUUCAGCAGAGAGUCGCAGGAGCGCGGUGGGCGGGGCGGAGACAGCCGGGCCUCCACCGAGCCCGUGCGUCGCGUCGCCAGCAUGACCGACGAUCGGGACAGAGGAAGCAGAGACCGUGGAAGCAGAGACAGAGGAAGCCGGGAUCGAGGAAGCAGAGAUCGCGGAAGUCGGGACAGGGGUCCAAGCAAAGACCUCGCAGUUAAACGUGAGAGCGCCCCCACCCCUCCUCCUUCUCUUCCCAAACCUACCAUGUCUGAAGAAGAGGUGGAGAAGAAGUCACAUGCCAUCAUUGAGGAAUACCUCCACAUCAAUGACUUGAAGGAGGCGCUGCAAUGCGUGGCCGAGCUCAACAGUGCCUCGCUGCUCUACGUGUUUGUGCGGAACGGCGUGGAGUCGACACUUGAACGCAGCACCAUCGCGAGGGAGCACAUGGGCCUGUUGCUGCACCAACUUACAAAGGCAGGAACGUUGCCCACACAGCAGUACUACAAAGGGCUACAAGAGAUCCUGGAGGUAGCGGAAGACAUGGCCAUAGAUAUACCUCACAUCUGGCUCUACCUGGCUGAACUCAUUACCCCUAUGCUCCAUGAGGGAGGCAUCCCUAUGGGACAGCUCUUCAGGGAGAUCUCGAAGCCUCUUGUGCCUCUGGGGAAGGCCGGCGAGCUGCUGGCACAGAUCCUCAAGUUGCUUUGCAAAGGAAUGACCCCCAAGAAGGUUGGGGCUCUGUGGACAGAGGCUGGGCUGAACUGGAACGAUUUCUUGCCCAAGGAUGAAGACGUCAACAAGUUUGUCACUGAUCAGAAAUUGGAGUUCACCACAGGAGAGGACACGGACUCAAAGGAAGUCGGUAAGAAGACGGUCCUCAGUGGAGAGGAGCUCAGCAAACAGCUGGACAGACUCCUCCAGGACAAGGCCAACAACCAGCGCAUCAUAGACUGGGUUGAGGCUAACUUGGACGAGCAGCAGACUCCUUCCAACCAGUUUGUGCGAGCACUGAUGACAUCGGUCUGCCAGUCUGCCAUCAUAUGUGACAACCCGUACAAGGUGGAUGCACAGCAGAUCAGCCUGAGAGCCAGUCUGCUGCAGAAGUACUUGAGUGAUGAGCAGAAGGAGCUGCAGGCCCUUUACGCCCUCCAGGCCUUGAUGGUGCACAUGGAACAACCUGCAAACCUGCUGCGGAUGUUCUUCGACGCCUUGUACGAUGAGGACGUUAUUAAAGAGGAGGCCUUCUACAAAUGGGAAUCCAGCAAAGACCCUGCGGAGCAAACAGGCAAAGGUGUGGCCUUGAAGUCAGUCACCGCCUUCUUCACCUGGCUCCGCGAGGCCGAGGAGGAGUCUGACAAGGACUAAAAGACUAAACUGAAAGCUGCUGCCCCCCUUUGGCAAGGCGGGGGCUCUGCAGGCAGCCGUGGAGUCAUGGACAAUAUUGCCUGAGAGGCAGACUCAAAUCAAUCCUCAAUGAGGAUAAAUCUUUAUUAUUUUUUCUUUUCUUUGAGGGAUGGACUCAGAAAACAAUCAUUUCUCUCUAACCUCCCUCUCUUGCUUCCUCAUUGUUUCCCCACCUGCUUUACACAGCAAGUGUCCUCAUGAAAUAAACUUGAAAACUGAUUCAGCAGGAUUGCUUGUUAACGAGGUGUGAAGUAUCCCACGUCACUACGAAACUCUUUCCUUUUUUUUUCUCCCUGUCACAGUAAUACAAACCAACGGGCUGCUUUUCCAUCCUUCUAGACAAUUGUAAUGCCUAACAUCCAAUCCGAUCUGCAAGAAGCAACAGCAGGGGGGCGCGUGGUGCAGUGGGUUCCCCGAUACCGGGUAUCAUCAUCAUCAUCAUCAUCAUGCCAUAACGUGUGUUCAAUCCAAACACAGCUCUUAUGUCUUUGUCCUUUCCUGGAGUGUGCAGCAUGACUGAAGUGUGUUUCUAUUAAUGAUACAGUGGACAAAACGUUCGUAGACAAAAAAUGUACAUGAACUAAUCUUAAUUUGAUGGAUGGAGUUUUUAAAAAGCAAAGGUUGUCUAUUUUCUCUUCCUGUUUCCUACCAUGAACUCGCAGAGGACACAGGACUGGUGUUGACCUUUGACCUUGACUACUAGGGGGUGGUCUUAAUGCUUCCUCUAAAGCCAUCCUCUCCCAUCCCCAGUAGUGAACCACACUGACUGACUCUUCAUCUUUACCUCUUCUGGCUGUUGUAGAGGACACUUAACGACCCAAUCACCGUUAAAACUUGAAAUCUACAGAAAAUUGACUUGAUGAAAUAUAUAAAGUUAAAAAAAUGAAAAAAAAAAAAAAA